Bubalus bubalis (water buffalo) is the source of this 1434-nucleotide messenger RNA. RefSeq names its product zinc finger protein 830 (gene ZNF830). The record is from RefSeq and is a predicted model, not a curated record. Gene Ontology annotation, molecular function: nucleic acid binding; zinc ion binding. Gene Ontology annotation, cellular component: spliceosomal complex; nucleus. The coding region runs from base 25 to 1149 and encodes 374 amino acids. The transcript has a single exon. NCBI's taxonomy places the organism in Eukaryota, Metazoa, Chordata, Mammalia, Artiodactyla, Bovidae. Gene Ontology annotation, biological process: nuclear DNA replication; mitotic DNA replication checkpoint signaling; mitotic DNA damage checkpoint signaling.
AUCGCCUCCGGUCGGAUCGCAAAGAUGGCGUCGUCCGCCUCAGCUCGGCCUGCCGCGGGGAAGCGAGUGGUGAAUCAGGACGAACUGCGGCGGUUGAUGAAGGAGAAGCAGCGUCUGAGCACCAACCGGAAACGGAUAGAAUCUCCAUUCGCGAAGUACAACCGCUUGGGGCAGCUGAGUUGUGCCCUGUGUAACACUCCGGUUAAGAGCGAGCUCCUGUGGCAGACUCACGUCCUGGGAAAGCAGCACCGAGAGAAAGUGGCCGAGCUGAAAGGCGCGAAGGAAGCAGCCCAGGGCCCGUCCGCCAGCGCAGUGCCUCAGUCCACCAAGAGGAAGGCGCCGGACUCUGAGAGCCAAGAUGCCAAAAGAGCGAAGGCCUCCCUGGUUCCUCAGGUACAGCCCUCCACGUCCGCUUUGCCCACCAACUUUGACAAAGCCGGAAAGGAGUCCACUAGGGCGACCGUCGGUAAGGCUUCGGGACUCGGUUUACUCCCUGAUUAUGAUGACGAGGAAGACGAGGAGGAGGAGAAGGGAGGAGGAGGAGGAGGAGAAGGGAAGAAGGGGGAUGCCUGUAAGCAGCCGUCCACUUCACAGAGCAAGGAACACUCACUUUCCUCUUCGCGGGAGGCAACUGGUAGCAGGCUGCCAAGCAAUUUCUCGGAUACAAAUCCUCCCAAGGCCCCUUUAAUCCCUCAUUCCGGGUCAAUUGAGAAAGCAGAAAUACAUGAAAAAGUAGUGGAAAGGAGAGAAAACACUGCGGAAGCAUUACCGGAAGGGUUUUUUGACGACCCUGAGAUAGAUGCGAGGGUACGAAAGGUUGAUGCCCCAAAGGACCAGAUGGACAAAGAAUGGGACGAAUUUCAAAAAGCUAUGAGACAGGUCAAUACCAUUUCCGAAGCCAUAGUUGCAGAAGAGGAUGAGGAGGGACGGUUGGACCGGCAGAUUGGGGAGAUCGAUGAGCAGAUAGAGUGUUACCGUCGAGUGGAAAAGCUGCGGAAUCGCCAGGAUGAAAUAAAAAAUAAGCUUAAAGAGGUUCUGACCAUAAAAGAACUGCAGAAAAAGGAAGAGGAGAAUGUUGACAGCGAUGACGAGGGGGAACUACAGGAUUUGUUGUCUCAGGAUUGGAGAGUGAAGGGAGCUUUGUUAUAGGGUUUCAGAGACCCACGAUUUUGUACUGUUGUGUAGAAAGUGCUGACUCUCAGUACGGUACCCUUUACUCCAUGCCUAGAGAUUUGGUAACCUAACUGGAUUGUUGAGAUACAAUAAGCCUGCGAAGAGACCACUUUGGAAAAUUAGUGUAAAGUAUUUUUGAGGUAGAGGUGUUUUUGAAGUAUUACAUACUUAAAUGCCAGUUUUUUCACACACUUAUAUAGCUAAAGUUUGGGUUGUAAAAACUGUAAAUAUUGUACAUAUUAAAUAUAUAUUUACUUAAGA